Messenger RNA from Penaeus vannamei (Pacific white shrimp), 3243 nucleotides. The record is from RefSeq and is a predicted model, not a curated record. Lineage: Eukaryota; Metazoa; Arthropoda; Malacostraca; Decapoda; Penaeidae.
AUGCCAACUAGACUGCAGGUUGGUUAUGUGGACAACACAGGGAAUCCAAUUCUAGUAUCAGAUCAGAAUAUAUCAACCACAUCAUCAUCAAUCACAACAAAUCAGAGCAGCCAUUAUGUUCGUACAUGUGGAGGUAAACUUGCUAUGCCAAUUGUACCUGCAAGAGUGUGGCGUCCAGGCUCUGAUGUCUACAUUGACACUUAUGCUAUGCUUGAUCCUGAACCGAAUGUCUGUGGAACAACAGCAGUGUCUUUGACUGUUUCCAGUGUGAACGAGGUUAGUGACUUACAAUACAACAUAGAAGCAACUGUGAGACCAAGUCUGAAUAUAGAUCUCACAGGUAGAUCAACACAAAUGGAUGUUGUGCAGUGGCCGCACCUUAGAGAUUUGGAUAUACCAGAAGUGAAGGCAGACCAAGUGCACUUACUGAUUGGCCAAGACUCUUCAGACUUGUUGCUGCCAACGAUGUCAAAAGAGGCAAGUGUACCAUUGGAAGGUGAUAUGAAGAGACUAUGGGAGAUAGAGGAUGCUUUGCAGAAGAGAAGGGCUGGUCAGUUAGUGACCAGAAAGCAGUUGACACAUGGAACAGUACACUCCAGUGUGGUAUCUGCCGCACACCCUGUGUUGAAUCCAAAGAAACCAGAAAAGUGUCGCAUUGUUUUUGACUGUGCUGCCAAGUAUGGUGGCUCUUCACUCAAUGAUCAUGUGCAUCAGGGACCAGAUUUGACCAAUGGACUUGUUGGUGUUCUGUUGAGAUUCCGACAAGGAGCAGUGGGAUUUAUGGCCGAUAUAGAGUCCAUGUUUCAUCAAGUGCGUGUUACCCCUGAAGACAGAGACUCGCUUCGCUUUCUGUGGUUUGAGAACAACAACACAUCACAACCCCUACAGACCUUACGAAUGACAGCUCAUAUCUUUGGAGGAGUAUGGAGCCCGAGCUGUGCAAAUUAUGCCCUUCAAAAGGUAGUUGAAGAGUAUCGCAACAUGUAUUCAGAAGUACUGAACACAGUUCUUCGCAACUUUUAUGUGGACGACUGCCUGAAGUCUGCAAAUAGUGUUGAGUCUGCUAUAGUUUUAGCAAAGCAAGUUAAAGAGCUUCUGAAUAGAAGGGGAUUUCAUCUUACUAAAUAUAUUUCUUCAUCACCAGAACUGCUGAAGCAUAUACCAAAGGAGGACCGAGGAAAAUCUUUGAUAUCUCUGCAGUUGAAUUUGGAGGAUCAAUCCACGGAGAGAGCUCUAGGUAUGCUGUGGCAUGUGAAUACUGAUUACUUAGGAUUUGAUGUACAAGUGAUGCAUAACAGAACCCAAACCAAAAGGAAUGUGCUCAGUACACUUAGCACUGUGUUUGACCCUCUAGGCUAUUUUAACUAUAAAAAAGGCUCAACUUCAUCAUUUUCAGAUGCUUCUGAAUAUGGGUAUGGUGUUGCAUCAUACUUGAGAGUAACACUUGAGGAUAACUCUGUAUAUAUUAACUUGAUUAUGGCUAAGUCACGUCUCGCACCCCUGAAAGGUUCUACAAUCCCAAGACUAGAACUAGCUGGAGCUCUAGAAGCUGUAAGGCUUGAUAAAAUUCUAACUAAAGAAUUGGAGAUACCUCUAGAAAUAUCAGUAUACUGGGUGGAUAGUCAAAUAGUACUAUGGUACUUGAACAGCUCAGAUAAACGUUUCCAAACAUAUGUAGCCAACAGAGUAGGUAAAAUUCUUGAUCACACUGAAGUCAGUCAGUGGAGGUAUGUACCUUCUGAAGAAAAUCCUGGAGAUGAUGCAUCUCGUGGAAUGUCUGCAUCAGAUUUGCUGAGGAAUGAUAGGUGGGUUCAUGGUCCAAAUUUCUUACAGUGUGAAGAACAUAAAUGGCCUGUGCAACCACUGUUUAGAUGUUCAGAAUUGGAAGAAUUCUUAGAACUGAAGGCAAGUCCAGUGGUUUGCAGUAUAAAAAGUAAUGCUGAUCAUACUUGUAAGUUACUAAACUACUACUCAUCGUGGUUUAAAAUGAAGAAAGCUGUGGCGUGGUACAUUAGACUUAAACAUUUCUUAAAAAGGAAACCAAGGUUGGGACCUAUAACAGUAAAAGAGUUCAAGGAAGCAGAGAGAAAUAUUAUUUUGUAUGUACAGAAGACUCUCCCAAAGGAACCUUUACAGUUAAAGAAGCUAAAUCCAAUCAAAGGAGAUGAUGAUUUGCUGAGAGUGGGAGGCAGAUUAACAAAUUCUCAACUUGAAGAAGAUGCAAAACACCCAGUGAUUCUUCCACAUGCCCACCAUAUUUCAAGAUUGAUUGUUGAAAGCUGUCACUUAAAUACUGGACAUGCUGGAGUGGAACGUGUAUUAGCUGAAAUCAGGAGAAAGUUCUGGAUUUUAAAAGGAAGGAAGUUAGUGAAAAGUGUAGUGUAUUCCUGUGUGACUUGCAAAAAGAUGUUUGGUAAGACAGUACACCAGCAAAUGGCAAACCUUCCUGAAUCUUGUGUUAUAGCUUAUGAACCACCAUUCAAUAGUUUCAUUCAUGCGUUAGAAAGAUUUAUAGCAAGGAGAGGAGAACCUAAAGAAAUCUGGUCAGAUAAUGGCACAAACUUUGUUGGAGCACCUCAAGAAUUGAAGAAAGCUAUCCAGGAAUGGAAUCAAGACCAGAUUCAUGCUCAUUUAUUGAAAAAAGAAAUAGACUGGAAGUUCAAUCCACCAGCUGCAUCACACAUGGGUGGAGUGUGGGAACGACAAAUACGGACCAUUCGAAGAGUGCUGUCAAGUAUGAUCAUACAGCAGGUGCUAGAUGAUGAAGCCAUAAUAACGUUAAUGACUGUAAUGGAAGGUAUCAUAAACAACCGACCCAUCACGAAGCUGUCCGAGGACCCAAGAGAUGCUAGACCUCUAACACCGAACCACAUGCUGAUGCUGCGUUCAGGACCUUUAUUACCACCUGGACAGUUUGUUGAAAAGGAUCAAUAUAGAAGACGCUGGAAACAAGUCCAGUACCUGGCUGAUGUAUUUUGGCGUCGAUGGAUUAAAGAAUAUCUUCCUGGACUUCAAGAACGCCAAAUAUGGAUGAAACCUCAGAGAAAUUUAGAAAAUGGAGAUCUAGUUCUUAUCAAACAAGAUUGUGUUCCUCGUAAUCAGUGGCCCUUAGGAUUAGUAGUGGGUGUUCAUAAAGGAACAGAUAAUUUAGUACGUUCUGUUGAUGUAAGAACAGGAACUGGUACUUAUGAGAGACCGGUAACAAGGAUUUGUUUCUUGGAAAACAAGCUUGGUGUUACAUGA